Molecule: messenger RNA, 2607 nt
Organism: Saimiri boliviensis boliviensis (Bolivian squirrel monkey)
Lineage: Eukaryota; Metazoa; Chordata; Mammalia; Primates; Cebidae
Gene: XKR5
Product: XK related 5
Cellular component (GO): membrane
Source: RefSeq, a predicted model, not a curated record
GGGGCCGGCGCGGAGGAUGCACACGGGGCUCCUGGGGCUCUCGGCCCUGCUGCAGGCCGCCGAGCAGAGCGCGCGCCUCUACACUGUGGCUUACUACUUCACCACGGGACGCCUUCUGUGGGGGUGGCUGGCUCUCGCGGUGCUCCUGCCUGGGUUCUUGGUCCAGACCCUGAGCUACCUGUGGUUCCGAGCAGACGGGCAUCAAGGACGUUGCUCCUUGGUGAUGCUGCACCUCCUACAGCUUGGCGUUUGGAAGCGGCACUGGGACGCUGCACUGACCGCUCUGCAGAAGGAACAGGAGGCUCCCCAUCGAGGCCAGCUGCAGCUGCAGGAGGCUGACCUGUCGGCCCUUCGACUCUUGGAGGCCCUGCUGCAGACCGGGCCCCACCUGCUGCUUCAGACAUAUGUGUUUGUAGCCUCAGACUUCACAGAUAUUGUGCCAGGGGUGAGCAUGCUGUUGUCCUGGUCCUCACUCUCCUGGGCACUGGUGUCCUACACUCGUUUCAUGGGCUUCAUGAAGCCAGGCCACCUGGCCAUGCCCUGGGCCGCCCUCUUCUGCCAGCAGCUCUGGAGGAUGGGCAUGUUGGGAACUCGCGUGCUGAGCCUGGUUCUGUUCUACAAAGCCUACCACGUUUGGGUUUUUGUGGUUGUAGGUGCCCACUGGCUGGUGAUGACAUUCUGGCUCGUGGCCCAGCAGAGUGACAUCAUCGACAGCACCUGCCACUGGAGGCUGUUCAACCUGCUCGUGGGGGCCAUCUACAUCCUCUGCUACCUCAGCUUCUGGGACAGCCCUUCCAGAAAUAGGAUGUUCACAUUCUACAUGGUCAUGCUGUUGGAGAACAUCAUCCUGUUGCUGUUGGCUACGGACUUUCUCCAGGGGGCGUCGUGGACCAGCCUGCAGACCACAGCGGGGGUCCUGUCUGGAUUUCUGAUUGGCAGUGUCUCACUGGUAAUUUAUUAUAGCCUGCUGCAUCCAAAAGCCACAGACAUCUGGCAGGGCUGCAGAAGGAAGUCCUGCAGCAUUGCAGGAGGUGAUAAAACCGAGACAGGAGCUUCUCCCCGGGCAGUGGCUCUAGCUGGGAAGAGAACAGAGAGCUCAGGCUCAUGCCAAGGGGCAAGUUAUGAGCUAGCUAUUUUGGGGAAGCCCCCCACCGCUGAGCAGCUCCCCCCAGAGGCAGGGCUGGGGACCCAAGUUGCUGUGGAGGACUCCUUCCUCAGUCAUCACCACUGGCUGUGGGUGAAACUUGCCCUGAAAACAGGAAAUAUGUCUAAGAUCAAUGCCGCCUUUGGAGAUGACAGUCCUGUCUCCUGUCCGCCUGCGUGGGGGCUGAGUCAGCAGGGCGACCUGCAGAGGAAGGCCCUGUCUCCCCAGCAAGAGCUGCCAUCCUCCUCCCGUGACCCCUCGACGUUAGAGAAAGGCUCCGUGUUUGAAGGUGUCUCUAAAGCAGAGGCCGACCCAUUGGAAACCUCACAUUACGUAUCUUUUGCCAGCGAUCAGCAGGACGAAGUGCCCACCCAGAACCCAGCAGCCACACAGGAGGAGGGCACCCCAAAGGAAGGAGCUGGUGCUGUUUCUGGGACCGAGGGGAAGGGGACGGGUGGGCAGCCAAGAGGAGGGGAAGGACAGCAGAGCUCCACAUUGUACUUCAGUGCCACUGCAGAAGCGGCCACAUCCUCACAAGAAGAAGGCAGUCCAGUCACUCUGCAGACGCCCCACUCUGGAAGGAGAUUGGGAAAGAGCAGCCCUCCCCAGCCUGCCUCGCCCCAGCCGGUGGCCAAGCCCUUCCCGGUCACCAUGGCCGACAUCAGCCCCAUCCUAGGCACAGGCCCACGCAGAGGCUUCUGCGCCCAUGCAGGCUUCCCUGGAAGAGCCCUCAGCAUCUCAGAGCUGGAGGAGCAGCAGGAGCCCACAAGGGACCUAAGUCACCAUGCAGCUGUUGGUGCAUGGAUGUCGUUGCCACAGCUGAGGACGGCUCAUGAGCCCUGCCUCACGUCCACCCCUAAGUCUGAGUCUAUCCAAACGGAUGACAGCUGCAGAGAAAAGGUGAAGCACGAGCAGAGUUUUUUCAUCUGACCACAGUCAUGGGGGCAUAAGACAACAGGCUGAUGAAUCAAGCUGGCAUUUGGUGCAGUGGGAGGAGAAAUCCCACUUCUGCCGACACGCGUGUCCUUGGGCACAUCGCUGUCCCCUCUGAAUCUCUAUCUGCAUCCCUGAAAAAUGAGGAAACAGGGCUGGAUGAUUUCUCAAACCCGCUGUAAACAUCACAGACCCCACACGUACAUCGGAGAGACUCUAAGACACUGUGGAGGAGGAGAAGGAGAUUCCAGGCAAAACUGCCUGCUGCCUUUUGUGAACUAUAGGGUCCCCUAUUUUACCUUUUUGCUGUGGCUUCUAGGACACACAGAGGUAAAACGUAGAUUCCUAUUUUAUUCGGAGUUCUUGUUACAAUUAGUCUUGCCUCACAUUUAGUGGUUAUUAAUCUCGUUUUAAUACAUUCUAACUGCAUUAUGUUAUGAAAUCUCACGGUAAGAGAAUGUGAAUGCUUUCCAGGAGUGGAUGAGGGCUGUGGCUUGCAAUGACCAACAUAACUCAAAGUGCGCAUGUCA